GGUCUUCGGAUGUUGGUCACAAAUCUCGGGGACCAACGACCACAAACCGUCGCCGCGGCCGCUUCGAGGACCCAGCGGGCCGAAUGGGGGCUGCCGCGGGGAGAGGAGAGGCGGCCAGGGGGCGGCUGCAGCAGCGGCGGCUGCAGCGGCAGCCGGAGAGCGGGAGCCGGGGGUGGGAAGGGCUCGCGCUGUCCUCGCGCCUCCGCCUCGGCCGCUCGCGCCCCGAGCUCAGGCACCAGCGCUAGGCGUACUCCACCAGCCCGCGUCGAGAACUCCCCAUCCGCCGCGCCGGGUCAGCUCCCAGCCAAUCAGGGUCCAGCUCCUAGGAGCCCCCGGGAGGUGGGAGGGCGGGGGGCGGGGAGCAGGAGUGCCCCCUCCCCCAGCCCAGCCUGCGCUCACUCGGUGGGAACCAGCCGAAACACAGAAAUGGGCGGGCUCACAGUUGAAAUCUGAAAGGACCACAUGGCCGUGCGGCGAAGUGGUUUGGACGGGCAGAGAGGGUAGCCAAUGAGGGAGUAGUUCAGUCCCAGAAAUGUUUUUGGGAGCCAACCAAGGAAGGGUUACCUCGAGCUAGAGCGCACGUGGCGGAGAGGCACCUACUCCUGAGAAAAGUUGUGUAGCUGAAGGGAUUCCAGGACAGUCACUGGUGAGGAGCAAGUUGUUGUCUACUACCUCUUCUUCCAGAUCCAUGCUGUAGUAACCCUGAGAACAAAACUUGGUUGAGGGGAAUGAGAUUAUGAGACUGGAAUUUUUCCCAAUUUACCCAAGUGAUCUUCAGGACAGAGGAAGGGGUAUGCCAGCUAGGCCCCAGAGGGCUGAAGGACGCCUAAAGAAGCCGUCUACUCCAUAACACUUCUAAAGUGAAGAACCACAAGGGCAAGAGUGAAUAAGCCAAGCCAGUCUAAUUUUGCAAGAUCAGAUACCAUGGACUAAUCAAUAAACUCUUUCCUAUUACCAUAUGCCUAGAAAAAGACACUAUAGAAAGAAGUGCAGGCUGGAAGGCCGGACAGUAUCACUAAACCUCUGAUAUUUUCCAGGUAAAACUUUACCUGUUUGUUUAAAAAUAAAACAUCUAAUGAUUUAUUUACACCUAUAAAGAAAUGUACUAUUAUGAAUUAUCCCUGAGACCUACCAAGGAUUACAACUUAAGAGGGAAACUUCCAAAUGCUACAAAGAAUGUGAUGGGCUUGGUUUCACCCUUCGAUUUUUAGUCCCCGUUGUGGCUAUGGCGGGUUGUCCUCCACUCUGGCCUGUCAGGACUCUGCCCUCAGCCUGGUCUCAGCUUGAACUUUGGGAGAUGUUAAUUAUUCUUAUCCAUACCUUUGUUUCUCUCAAUAAAGAUUUCACUGAGCCUACACCAUUCAGAGUUAUUCACUCUCCAAUCAAUUGUUUUCCCCCUACUUAGUUCUCUGUAAUUGCUUUACAAUUUUUCUCUUUACAUGACAACUUCUAAAUCCUAUUAAUUAAUUAUUAUUGAUUAAUAUAAUGAUUACUGAUUAAAGCACAUAUAAAUUUUACUUCCA
This is a messenger RNA of Phascolarctos cinereus (koala), 1523 nucleotides long. The record is from RefSeq and is a predicted model, not a curated record. NCBI's taxonomy places the organism in Eukaryota, Metazoa, Chordata, Mammalia, Diprotodontia, Phascolarctidae.